This is a messenger RNA of Chironomus riparius, 1338 nucleotides long. NCBI's taxonomy places the organism in Eukaryota, Metazoa, Arthropoda, Insecta, Diptera, Chironomidae. The record is from the annotation of a GenBank genome assembly.
UGACCAGAAGCUAGUAGAGCAUUGCGGUUCCAAAAAAAAAUAUUUUUUUCUUAUUUUCGUCUUGUUUUUGUUGAUGAAAAAAAAAAUAAAUUAAUUUAGUGUAACAAAAAUAAAAGAAAAAGAUAAAUGGAAUUUUUACUGUUGGCAGUAGUGAUAUCAAAAAUUUUAAAUUGUUAUGCAAAAGAUGAAAUACUCGAGUUAGUCACGCGUUCAGGCUAUAUUGGUAGUUUUCAUGAAAUUGAGACAGAAGAUGAUUACAUUAUUGGUGUUCAUAGAAUUCGAUCGAGGAAUUCGACGUCGAAGAAAUUUCCAGUAUUUUUAAUGCAUGGAUUUAUGACAACGCCGAUGAGCUUUUUAAUAACCGGGAAGAAAAAUUCACUUCCAUUUAUCUUAGCUGAUAAUAAUUACGAUGUGUUCUUAGGCUCACGACGAGGCACAAAAUUCGCAACAAAACAUAAGAAAUUGUCAACAGAAUCGAAAGAAUAUUGGAAUUUUGAUUGGCACGAGAUUGGAUUUUAUGAUCUCAAAGCGAUUAUUGACUUUACAUUGAAGACGACAAAUAAAUCAAAAUGUUUCUAUGUGGGAUAUUCGCAAGCCAAUACAGAGUUGCUAGUGCUAUUGUCAUCACGUCCGGAAUAUAAUAAUAAAUUAAUUCAAGCACACAUGAUGUCAUGUGCGACUGCCCUUCCAAAUGUUCAUGAGCUAGGACAGCUAUUAAGUCCUGUAAUAAUAAAUUACGCUCAAAGUAAUCGAGACCUGAUGUACAUAAAUAUGGAAUCAUUAAUUCCGCUACAAAUGGAACUAGCAAAAAUGCUCUGUAAUUCAGUGAGGCCAUUGAGAGUUGAAUUAUGUAAAAAUAUUAUAUUUUUUAUGGUCGGACGUAACCGUCGAUCAACGGAAAUUAAUCCAGCAACUUAUGUUACUAUGUUUAAAUAUUUAUCGCCAAAAAUUGGAGUAAAGCAGCUUCUGCAUUUUGCUCAAAUCAUCAUGUCAUCAAAGUUUCGACAAUACGACUAUGGUGCUGACAAAAAUCUACGAAUUUAUAAUUCAACAAUACCGCCUGGAUAUCAUCUAGAGAAUGUAAAUGUUCCUCUCUACUUUUAUGUCGGUGAAGAAGAUUCGAUUUUUAAUAGAAAGGACUCUGAAUUCUUGGCGAAGUCACUCAAAAAUGUAGCUUACUACAAGAUGAUACCAAAUUACAACCACUUUGAUUUUAUUUAUGGUCAAAAUUCCCAUAAAUUAUUAUACAAGGAUAUUUUAAGGUUUUUCGAAAACAUACAAAACGAUGUGUAAGAGUCAAAAAUUAGAAUUUUUUGUAAAUAGCCAAUUAGGAUGUAA